This is a messenger RNA of Hippocampus zosterae (dwarf seahorse), 846 nucleotides long. Its product is annotated as N-acyl-phosphatidylethanolamine-hydrolyzing phospholipase D-like. The record is from RefSeq and is a predicted model, not a curated record. NCBI's taxonomy places the organism in Eukaryota, Metazoa, Chordata, Actinopteri, Syngnathiformes, Syngnathidae. Gene Ontology annotation, biological process: N-acylphosphatidylethanolamine metabolic process; N-acylethanolamine metabolic process. Gene Ontology annotation, molecular function: zinc ion binding; N-acylphosphatidylethanolamine-specific phospholipase D activity. Gene Ontology annotation, cellular component: membrane-bounded organelle; cytoplasm. The transcript has 2 exons.
AUGACAACAAGGGAAAUCCCGCCUCCCGGUGCGGACUUGGACUCUGAACUGCCUGUCCUCACGCCUGAGUUUGGCUGCCGUGAGGGGGAGCUGAGGUUCACAUGGCUGGGUCACAGCACUGCCGUCAUUUCCACUUCGACUCUGAACUUCCUGAUCGACCCGGUCUUCGCCCAGCGUUGCUCUCCGGUCAGCUUCGCAGGCCCCGAAAGGCUGCGCCCCGUCCCCUGCAAGAUCGAGUAGCUGCCUCGCAUCGAUGUCGUCCUGAUCAGUCAUGAUCACUACGACCACUGGGACGAUGCCGCCCUCCAGCGUAUCAAACGACCUGAACAAACCCGUGUUCAUCUCCGGCCUGGACAGUGCCUGGACUGGACGGAGUACGUCUAGCUUGAGAUCUGGGGCGAGAAGGUCAGGAUCACCUUCGUGCCGGUCUGCCACUGGGGACGCAGAAGUGUGAAUGACUUCAACAAGCGCCUAUGGGGCGGCUUCGUGGUGGACCUGCCCUAGAAGGGAAGGUUCUUCUAUUCCGGCGAUACUGGCUAUUGCGACGUCUUCAAGGAAAUCGGUGAAUAUUUUGGAGGCUUCGACCUGGCGGUGCUGCCGAUCGGGGCGUACCACCCCCGCUAGCUGUUGAAGCCGCAGCAUGUAGACCCCUCGGAGGCUGUGACCAUCCACAAGUAGCUCAAAAGCAAGCAGUCGGUAGGCGUUCACUGGGGCACCUUCCCCCUCGGCUACGAGCACUACCUAGCACCCAAGAAGGACCUGGCCGAAUCCCUGGAAAAGCAAGGCCUCAAGCCACACGAGUUCCGGGCGCUCUGCCACGGCGAGUCUCUGGCGGUCAAGCUGUGA